AUGUACGAGAAGGCCAAAAACAACCCGCACUUAGAUCCAGACAUGGCUUUGGACACAGAGAAGGAUGCAUGGCAGCAUAAGGAUGACGCCUCCACCACGCCCAACCUCAAGAUGCGUGACGGGAUUAUUCUAAUGCCCCAGCCAUCUGAUGAUCCCACCGAUCCGCUGAACUGGUCCUGGUUGCGCAAGCAUGCUGCCAUGUUCACGAUAUCAUACCUGGCACUGAUAUGCUACGUCGCUGUGACCACACUUGUUACGGGAACUGUUCCUGUGGCAAAGUCUCUAGGUGUGUCCAAGUCUACAGCUGUCUACUUGGGAAACACACCUGUUGCACUCUAUGGCGUGGCGCCAUGGUUGUGGAGUCCGCUCAGUCACUUUCUGGGACGCAGACCCGUGCUUCUUGCUUGCAAUGCUAUUGCUAUGGUUGGAGCUGUUGUUGUUGCCACUUCCCAAACGUAUGCGGCUUGCAUUGUUGGUCGGGUCAUUCUUGGAGCGGGUGGUUCGGCAUUCUGGACACUUGGUCCAGCCAGUAUUGGAGAUAUGUUCUUCCUACACGAGAAGGGGAAGAAGAUCGGCAUUUCCACCCUGGCAAUUGUAGUCUCGCCUUUCCUCGGCACAAUAAUCGGCGGCCCCAUAAUAGAAGACCCAAAUCUAGGGUGGCGAGCAUCCCAAUGGAUCCCCCUCGUGUGCAUGGGCGCAGGCUUCAUCAUGCAGGUCUUCUUCCUGCCAGAGACAAUCUACAUCCGAGAAGCAGCCAAUACCAAUUCUUCCGUGACUGAGAUCAAGAAACCAACCCUCUGGGCGCGAUACGGCAUUCAUAUUCCCAAACGCCGUGAAGAGAACAAUCAUAGUUUCUUCUUCAUCGCCACCCGUCCUAUUAUACUUUGCAAGUACCCGGCCGUUAUGCUAUCGGCUUUCUGGUUCGGCAUUGCCUAUAUGAUGCAUGUUGGUAUCACAGCUGAGAUCCCACUUGUGUUUGAGGCCGAUUAUAACUUCUCCGUGCUGGAUGUCGGUCUGACUGGGUUCUCUGGGUUGAUUGGAGCUCUUGUCGGCGAAGCGUACGCUGGACCUGCGCUUGAUUUUAUAGUCAAGCACACCAUGAAGCAAGGUCGAGAGUGGCAGCCCGAGUAUCGGCUGCAAGCGAUCUGGCCAGCACUCAUCACUGUUCCUGGGGGUCUGAUCAUGUUCGGUGCAUCCCUGCAGUUUGGAAAUGCGUGGAUUACGCCGUUGGUUGGACAGGCGGUCUAUAUAUUUGGCAUCGAGAUUGCCACAACAGUCGUGUAUGGCCAACAUCCUAUCCCCCUUGUUACUAAAGAUCAACGCGCUAAUUACGAGACCGGUAGUCAAACAUAUAUCCUUGAGUGCUAUCCUCGUCAAGGCGCAGAAGCGAAUUUGGUUUUCAAUCUGAUUCGGAAUAUCUUCUCCUACACGGCUCCGUUUUUCCUUCAGCCGAUGAUUGCAAAGAUGGGGAUGACGUCGACAUUUGGAUUGUUUGCUGCUUUGACCGUCUUCUUCUUCCCUUUUACUAUUGGAAUUUUGAUUUGGCGAGGCAAGGAGAUUCGGGACAAGGGAGGGGAUCCGGGCUGGAGUAGAGGCUAG
Messenger RNA from Aspergillus puulaauensis, 1599 nucleotides. RefSeq lists its product as uncharacterized. NCBI's taxonomy places the organism in Eukaryota, Fungi, Ascomycota, Eurotiomycetes, Eurotiales, Aspergillaceae. The transcript is spliced from 4 exons. Gene Ontology annotation, biological process: transmembrane transport. The record is from RefSeq and is a predicted model, not a curated record. Bases 1 to 1599 code for a protein of 532 amino acids. Gene Ontology annotation, molecular function: transmembrane transporter activity.